AUGGGGACCUUUCUCUCCCAACUGCGGGAAACUAAGAAACUGAUAUCAUUUGAUGAUGUGGCUGUGAACUUCACCUGGAAGGAGUGGCAGGAUCUGGAUCCUGGUCAAAGGACCCUUCAUAGAGAUGUAAUGCUGGAGACUUAUAGCAACCUAAUGUCCUUGGGGCACUGUGUUCCUAAACCUAAAUUGAUUGUGAUGCUGGAGCAAGGUGCAGAUCCAUGCAUAAGAGAAGGCUCAGAGAAGAAUUUUACAGAUGCCCAAGAAAUGGAGGAUGUGAUUAGCACCUGUCAGGAAAGUCACAAUAAAUAUCUCUCUGAAGUAGCAGUCAUGAAAAGUAUCACAGGGGAGGAAAAUGUGAGACCUAUAAGAAGUUUUCAUUUGAGCUCAAAACAGAAAAUUGAACUGAUUAAGAAUAAUGAGAACUCCUUAGGCAUGAGGACAGAAAAUGUCACUGGGUGUCAGAACAUGAGUGUUUGCAGUGAACCUGGUAAGAUGUGUGCUGUAUAUAGUCCUCAUCUGUCUUCUGUAGUUGAAGAAUAUAAACAAUGUAAAAGGUCUUUCACUGAGAAGACGCACCCUAUUGUCCCUCAGAGAACACACACAGGAAAGAAAGCAUAUGAAAGUAAAAUGUGUGGAAAGAUUUUCACCAGUAAGGCAUACCUUAAUGUCCACCAGAGACGACACACAAAUGCGAAACCUUUUGAAUGUAACAUGUGUGAAAUGUCUUUUACCUCGAAGUCAAACCUUACUCUUCAUCAGAGAAUACACACAGGAAAGAAACCUUAUGAAUGUCACAUUUGUGGAAAGUCUUUCACCUGCAAGGAAAAUCUUACUGAUCACCAGAGAACACACACAGGAGAGAAACCUUAUGAACGUAACAUGUGUGAUUCUUUCACCAAGAAGUCAACUCUCACUGUCCACCAUAGAACACACACAGGAAGGAAACCUUAUGAAUGUAACGUGUGUGGAAAGUCUUUCACCCAGAAGCUACACUUAACUGUCCACCAGAGAAUGCACACAGGAGAGAAACCUUAUGAAUGUAACAUGUGUGGAAAGUUUUUCACCACGAAGUCAAACCUUACUGUCCACCAGAGAACACACACAGGAAAGAAACCUUGUGAGUGUAAAAUGUGUGGAAAGUCUUUCAUCCAGAAUUCACAACUUACUCUCCACCAGAGAAGACACACAGGAAAGAAACCUUAUGAAUGUAAUAUGUGUGGAGAAACCUUUUGA
Messenger RNA from Dipodomys ordii (Ord's kangaroo rat), 1233 nucleotides. RefSeq names its product zinc finger protein 182-like. Gene Ontology annotation, biological process: negative regulation of transcription by RNA polymerase II. Gene Ontology annotation, molecular function: DNA-binding transcription repressor activity, RNA polymerase II-specific. Lineage: Eukaryota; Metazoa; Chordata; Mammalia; Rodentia; Heteromyidae. The record is from RefSeq and is a predicted model, not a curated record.